AUGGCGGGAGUAGAGAGCGCCGAGGACCCCGGUCAGGCCUCCAGUCGUCACUCUGCGCGUCCCUCAGACGCUUCACUGCAACGCACAUGUGCUCCGCCGCAUCCUCCCCGCCCGUUUGGUGCGCCUGGUGCGGCGCCUUCUGCGGGCGUCGCCCUCAAACGUCGGCGGCGCUUCGGAGUCUCGGCGUGUCUGCAUGCACUUCGGGGCACGUUGCCGCGCAACGACCUGCCGGGGGCGAACCAGAAAACGCCUUUGGGACUGAAUCGCUACGUUCUGCUGCUCGUCUACGUCCUUUAUGUCACGUGUACCGGCGUUUUCUUCCACGGUUGGCCUGCGGUUGCCUUGCUGAUCUUUCAGAACGAGGGCUUCCAGAGUCUGUGUGCACGCGACCCGGAGACUGGCGACUACGUUGAAGACAGGCGCGUCGAGGGGAAGCCGUAUAUCUGCGACAACCAGGAUGCAGCCGUGCAGAAGCUGUACACCAUGACAAGCGCCAUCUGCAGCACCAUGUGUGCGUUCGCGGGUGCGCUCCUGGACUACGCGGGGCCUCGGUGGACAGCGGUUCUGGGGCAGACAGGGAAUUUCCUCGGCUGGCUGUGUCUGUCCUUCUCGUAUCGGUCCGACGCGUUCUACUACGUCGGCUUGACGCUGAUUGCACUGGGUGCGGACACUGCAUUCCUGCCAACCUUCUCCCUCACGCGCCUCUUCCCCGGCUCCGGCGGGCUCAUCCUCACCAUCCUCGGGUCUGCGGUCUCCGCGAGCUACGCGCUCCCGCUCAUUCUGAACGCAGUCAUCGAGGCCUACAGAUUCUCUUUCCAGUCCGUCGCGCUCGUCUAUGCGUGCAUGUGCCCGCUCAUGUGCAUCCUCAUCGCCUUGGUGCUCAUGCCGCGCAACGGCUUCGUCGCGAUGCCCGAGGAGCCUGAUCCGGGCGAGGAGACUUACAGCCCCCCAGUUGGGCGCCGCGGAGACGCGCUGCACGGAGACCAAGACGGUGAGCGCGACACGAGCUCCUGCGACGGCGGGAAGGCCGUUGAACUCGAAGCGGGGAUAAGCGGCGCAGCGGCGCAACAGGAAAGCGUGAGCGCCUCUCGGCUCGACGCGGGGCGGAUCUCAUCCGCGGAUCGCGGAGGCAUUGCGGCUGAAGCGCGUCUGUUGCAGCAGGCAUCCUCCUCGAGCGACACGCGCCUCCAUGGAGGUGAAUCGUCCACGGCCGCUGCGGAGGGCGCGGGGAGAAGUGGAUACGGUCAGAAGGGCACCACUGAGUGCGAGCGUCAGGCGGGGGUUUCCGGGAAUAGAGAGGGAAGCUGGGUGCGGCAGGCUUUGAACAGCUGCGGCGGGCCUCGCAUGCAGCUUUUCUACCGCCAGUUUCUCUCCGAGAGGUAUGCACUGAUUGUGCUGUAUAAGGUGGGCGUGGUCCUGACGGCGGCGUAUUUCCAGCAGGCCUCGCGCCGACUUUUUAGCGAGGACGUGGUUCACAUUCGGGGUGUCAUACUUCCGUUCGCCUUCAUUCCGUGCAUCCUGCUGGGCAAGCUGGCGGACGUGAUUGGCAUCUGCCGCGUUCUCUUUCUCAUGGUCUUCUUCGGCGUAGGCAUGUACGGCUUUUCGCUGUCGUCCAGCUUCGUGUGCGGCUGCAUCUCCGUCGUACUCUUCAUGUUUUAUAUGAGUCUUUACUCCAGCCAGGUCUUCGUUUACGUCGAAAGCACCUUCUCGCCCGACGACUUUGGGAAGCUGGGCGGCCUCACGCUCAUGAUAGGGGGUCUCCUGAUGCUUGUGAUGAAUCCGCUGUAUGUGCACGUCACGCUCCGGAUGAGCAGGGGCGACCCCUUCUCGAUGCAGAUUGCCAUGCUCGCGGUGCUUGCCCUCCAGUUCGUCUGGAUAUCUCGCCUCUACAUCCUGUGGAAAAGAGAUCCUCAUCCGUUUGAGCCCCUGAAGGCCACGCACGUGGCGGGCCUGCAGAAGGUUCGCGUCCACAGCGACGACCAAAUUCGCGUGGCGGAUGGCGGAGCGGAGGCAAGACAGCCAGACAGGAUCACUGCGGCGAGAAACGCAGAUCUCGGGAAUGCGGGCCUCGAAGAGAUGCAAUUCGCUGACGGCACAACAAAGGCAGAGCUACCGGCUGGAGCUCGCCAGGCCGAAGCAGCGGCGGACUGA
This is a messenger RNA of Besnoitia besnoiti, 2151 nucleotides long. RefSeq lists its product as uncharacterized. The transcript has a single exon. Bases 1 to 2151 code for a protein of 716 amino acids. The record is from RefSeq and is a predicted model, not a curated record. Lineage: Eukaryota; Apicomplexa; Conoidasida; Eucoccidiorida; Sarcocystidae.